AUGUCCAAGAGUCGACCAAACUUCCUCAUCAUCCUAGCGGAUGAUCUCGGAUUCAGUGAUAUUGGUUGCUACGGCUCCGAAAUCAAGACGCCAAACAUCGAUUUGCUCGCAGCAGAGCAGAACAGUCUGCGGUUUACGUCUUUCCACGUAGCGGCAGCAUGCUCGCCAACAAGAUCAAUGCUCCUAUCUGGAGUAGAACAUCAUCUCACUGGACUUGGGCAGCUAGCGGAGCUUGUACGAAUGUCACCAGCACAUCAAGGCGCACCAGGUCACGAAGGCUAUCUGAACGACAAGAUCGUGACGUUGCCGCAGCUGCUGAGCGAUGCUGGUUACUUCACCUGCAUGUCCGGUAAAUGGCACCUCGGCUUGAGAAGGAGACAUUUCCCAGACAAGAAGGGCUUCCAGAAAAGUUUCGCUAUGCUUCAGGGUGCCUGCAAUCACUAUGCCUGGGAGCCAACAUACGAAGAUCCAAAUAUCAGCUAUGGCUUUAUGGAUGUGAAUACCGCACCUCAUGUUCAGAAUGGAGAGCAUGUUCGGGUUCCAGAAGACUUCUAUUCUUCGGACUACUAUGCCUCUAAGAUGAUCGAAAUUCUGUCUGAACGCUCAGAUGUCGAGAGGCAGAAGCCAUUCUUUGCGUAUCUGCCGUUCACUGCACCACACUGGCCACUUCAAGCACCAGAAGAAUCCGUGAAGCCUUAUCAUGGGAGGUACCAAGACGGACCGGCAGCUUUGCGCCUGGAACGCCUCGAGUAUUUGCGCAAGCUGGGUUUGAUUCCAGAGGAUGUGGUCGCUCACGAGGUCGUUGCUGUCCCAGGCGAACAGCCGGAAUGGGAUCAGUUAACGCCUGAAGAACAAGCGAAAUCGGCUCGUGCAAUGGAGACGUAUGCUGGAAUGGUCUCUAGAAUGGACGAAAAUAUCGGCAGAGUCAUCAAUCACCUUCAGGAAACCGGCGAGUAUGACAACACUUACAUCUUGUUCAUGAGUGACAACGGUGCCGAAGGCGCCAGCUUUGAAGCUCGACCCAUCGUCGGUCAAACAAUGAUGGAACACAUCAACAAAUACUAUGUCAACACGCUAGAGAACAUCGGAAGACCCAAUUCGUUCGUUUGGUACGGAACGCGAUGGGCACAAGCCGCAACGUCGCCUUCCAGACUGCACAAGAUGUUCGCAACCGAAGGCGGUUGUCGAGUCCCUCUGGUGCUCAAAGGUCCAAAGAAUGGACACCAACGACAUGACGCUUCAAUCACCGACGCCUUCUGCACGGUGCUCGAUUUGGUGCCUACGUUUCUUGAGGAGGCCGGCGUUCGUCAUCCAGGUGCGCAGUACCAUGGACGUAAUGUCCACGGUCUUGAUCCAAAUGCUCGAAGCUUGAUAACGUUCUUGUCGAAUCCAGAUAUCCGUCCUCCCGGUACAACUGCGGGAACUUCUUUCUAUGCUGUCCAUCCAGAGGAUACCGCCCACGGCUGGGAGAUGGCAGGAUCAGGCGGUUUGCGACGUGGGAGAUACAAGAUCACCUUUGUACCAAAGCCCAAAGGGCCACAGAAGUGGCAGCUCUACGACAUCAUUGCCGACCCAGGUGAAGUUACGGAUCUGCGAGACAAGAAUCCUGAGCUCUUCGAAGAGUUGCAUAAGCUAUGGCUGCAAUACAAGGAACGAGUCGGCGUUGUCGGUGUCGUUGGCGAGUUCGAUCCCAAGCAACGACCAGAGCCUGGUUUGACCGACGAGUUUGAGGACGAUACUCAAUGGAUCAGAUUCAUCGGGAAGAAAGAUAUGCCGGUGCCACAACGAUUCAAUCAGUAA
Molecule: messenger RNA, 1800 nt
Organism: Zasmidium cellare ATCC 36951
Lineage: Eukaryota; Fungi; Ascomycota; Dothideomycetes; Mycosphaerellales; Mycosphaerellaceae
Exons: 1
Coding region: 1-1800 (599 amino acids)
Molecular function (GO): arylsulfatase activity
Source: RefSeq, a predicted model, not a curated record